AUGGCUUCUGGAUUCGGUCUGAACGGCGGUCCCGGCCGCUGCUACGCCUUCUGGCAAGAGGUUCUCGGAUGCUACGUUGUCAACUCACCCGAGGGUGAGACUGGAAAGAAGAAGUGCACACCGGCUCUGGACGAUUACUACGAGUGCCUCCACCACCGCAAGGAGGCCCUCCGUACCAUGAAGAUGCAAGCCGCCUACCGCAAGGCCGAGGCUGCUUCCCCUCGUGAGAACGCCCCGAACGCAGAGCAAAUCCGCAGCUUGGGUCUGCUCGGAAAGGAAGAGGAAGCUACUACAGUGCUGUCACAACUGUGA
Penicillium malachiteum is the source of this 312-nucleotide messenger RNA. RefSeq lists its product as uncharacterized. The transcript is spliced from 3 exons. Gene Ontology annotation, biological process: mitochondrial respiratory chain complex I assembly. Bases 1 to 312 code for a protein of 103 amino acids. NCBI's taxonomy places the organism in Eukaryota, Fungi, Ascomycota, Eurotiomycetes, Eurotiales, Aspergillaceae. The record is from RefSeq and is a predicted model, not a curated record.